AUGACCGUCAACGUCCUUAACUGUAGCAAUGGAAGUUAUGGGAUUGGGCUGGUAAAAAGUGUAGAUAAGCAACGGGUUUGCCCUUGUUUUGUCCGAGAAGCAAAGGCAUGGGUUUGGAAAUCCGCAAAAAUCAGAUGUGUGCCUAUCUGGAAAUCCAUAUCCAAAAGCCAUCCUAAACUUGGACUUUGCCUAGAAUGUCAGUGGAGAACUCCAAAAAGUAACCGACACAGGAACAUUAUCCUUCAUCUUCUUCACCAUCCCAAGAAAAGUUUUUCAAAGUGUCCGCGCAUCUCUCUGUCAAGAACAAUUAGUCGGCCCCCAAUGGAGGACGAGGAGGAUGAGGGUUUAGGGCUCUGCUACACCCGAUACAUGGACAACGACUAG
Oldenlandia corymbosa var. corymbosa is the source of this 384-nucleotide messenger RNA. NCBI's taxonomy places the organism in Eukaryota, Viridiplantae, Streptophyta, Magnoliopsida, Gentianales, Rubiaceae. The record is from the annotation of a GenBank genome assembly.